GUGGAACUCUCGCGUGACAACAGGCAACGCCGCCCGUGACUGACUUGACAAACACUCCUCGCAUUCGUACCACUGCUGUCGUACUAAACUUUAAAUUAUCAUUUAUCUUUUUCCUUAUUUAUCCAAUAAUUGGAAAAAAUACAUAAUUAAUAAAAUUUUUAUCUCAUCGUAAAAAUUUCAUUGAGCAUAUCGUCUAUAAUAACCUACAUCUUUAUCGUUAUUCAAAAAAUUGUCGGAGAUUCCGUUGUGCUUUGAUCCUGGUGGUUCCGUCACUUAAUUCAAAAUGGCCGCCCCGCGGAAAUUUGCCUUGUGAAUAAAAACGUAAAAAAACUCCAUAGCGACGUUUCUUUUUUUUUCCUCUUCUGUCAAGUGCAAUAACAUUUCAAGAAUUUCCACAAUGAGUGUAACGUUACAUACCGACGUUGGAGACAUAAAAAUCGAAUGUUUUUGCGAAUUGUGCCCUAAAACUUGCGAGAAUUUUCUUGCACUCUGCGCUAGUGAUUAUUACAAUGGUUGUUUAUUUCAUCGAAAUAUCAAAGGCUUCAUUGUACAAACUGGUGAUCCAACUCAGACGGGAAAAGGGGGCAAUUCCAUUUGGAAUCGCAAGUUCGAAGAUGAAUUUAAAGAGGAAUUGAAACAUACGACCAGAGGACUCGUUUCUAUGGCAAAUAAUGGACCGAAUACAAAUGGAAGUCAAUUUUUCAUCACUUAUGGACCGCAAGCUCAUUUGGAUUUGAAAUAUACCUUGUUUGGAAAAGUGAUCGAUGGUCUGGACACGCUAGAGCAGCUAGAGAAGUUACCUGUGAAUCCUAAAAAUUACAAACCACUCACAGAGACGAGAAUAAACAGUGUAACAAUCCAUGCCAACCCUUUGGCAGGGUGAUUUCUUAUAGAAGUAGGUUUUUAAACGUCUAUUUAAAGUAACAAAAAGUACAAAACUUAUAUACCGACUCGUAGUGAACAUAAAAUAAUUCUUCGGUUUCUUAUUUCUUACAAUUAAGCAUUUCCAUCUUUAGGAUUAUCAUUUUUCAUCGUUUGAAGUAUUGACCCUGUAUACGAUUGUCCUCCGGGUCAAAAGGACUGUUCAGAAAGACUUGGGCUGGGUACUUCUUUCCCAUUAUUUCAAUCUCGUAAUUCCCUGAUUCUAUGAACGAGUUUGUUACAUUUUCACCUUCCGGAUGAGUUAUGAACCUGUAAAUAUAAAAUGAAAUGAGAGAAUUUUUUUCUUCAUAUUUUGAGAAUAAAGUUGGAGAAGUGUUUUUUUUUCGUA
This is a messenger RNA of Venturia canescens, 1270 nucleotides long. Its product is annotated as peptidyl-prolyl cis-trans isomerase-like 3. Gene Ontology annotation, cellular component: catalytic step 2 spliceosome. Gene Ontology annotation, molecular function: peptidyl-prolyl cis-trans isomerase activity. The transcript is spliced from 4 exons. Bases 398 to 883 code for a protein of 161 amino acids. The record is from RefSeq and is a predicted model, not a curated record. Gene Ontology annotation, biological process: protein folding; protein peptidyl-prolyl isomerization. Lineage: Eukaryota; Metazoa; Arthropoda; Insecta; Hymenoptera; Ichneumonidae.